This is a messenger RNA of Dendronephthya gigantea, 1594 nucleotides long. RefSeq lists its product as uncharacterized. The transcript has a single exon. The record is from RefSeq and is a predicted model, not a curated record. Bases 123 to 1433 code for a protein of 436 amino acids. NCBI's taxonomy places the organism in Eukaryota, Metazoa, Cnidaria, Anthozoa, Malacalcyonacea, Nephtheidae.
UCAACACCUUUUGGUAAAUGAUAAUUUUUUCCUAUCGUAAUUUCCGGUGUUUCAUAUCAACCUUGCAUAAAAAUAUCAAAUGACAAAGUGAAAGUGCUUGCUUGAAAGUGCUGCGUUGCAAGAUGUCUUCGAAAUCAGUCUCUUGUGAAUGGCGAAAAAAAGGCAACGAAGUUUACCUUUCGGCUGCCAAUCUAAGUCCCGUUCUGAGGAAAGAAAGGCUACAACAAGCCAUAAACAUUUAUCUUAACGCUUUUCAAACACAAGAGAAUGACGACGAGCUGUCCAGUGCGGCGAAAAAUCUGGCCAUGGCGUCGUGGCGUCUUGCUGAAAUUGUUGAAGAAAAAUAUCUGCAUAUUUACCAUUUGAAAGAAGCUGUCAAGUAUUUCUCAGUCGCUUACAACGCUGGGCUGACUGGCAAGGCUCAAAGUUGGAUUGAGCCUUUGCUAACAAGCACAAGACAGUUCAUAGAUGAUGCAAUAUUAUAUUCACAAAACAUAGUCAAUUUUCCUCAAAGGUCAAAGUUACUCUAUGACAUUGCUAAUGAAAUUAGUGAGGAUGGUCUGAAAGCACAUUGCUUUUUAAGCCUUGCUGAUGCAACUUUCAAGGCAGGAGUUUCAGCACUUUCGAAAGGCAAAUACAAAGAUUGUUUAACUUUAAUGCAUGAUUGUUAUUACCCUGUUGAAGAAGCCAGGAGAUUUAGCAACAGCGAUCCAUUUGUGACCACAGAAGUGUCAGUUUAUGAGAUUGAUAUAUUUGUCCACCAGUGCACAGCUGAGUCAAUCCAAGCACGCACAACUGGGGACAAACUCUUCGAUAAAGUACUCCUUGAGGAAGACAACCUUAAUGUUGAUAUGGUAUGGGAAGUUGUUGAUUGGUACAAACGAGCAAUCCUACUAACGAGAGAGAAAGAUGUUGAGUUCGAGGCAAUUGGCCACAGCAGGCUAGGCAGAGUUUACGAUCAGGUGCUGAAGUUGAAGAACAAAGCAAAGGAAAAUUUCAUGCGGUGUCUUGAACUAGUUAAUUCCAUGUACCCACGGGUGUUUACCACAGAGAAAUGGUACCAAGAGGCCACCGAAACACUUAAACGUUACCAGCAAGAAACUGUGAGGAAGGAAGAGGAAGCCUGGUCAACAGAGAAACAAGAAAUUUUGCUCGAGUUGAAAGAUGAUAUUAAAAAGUUAGAAGAACUUUCAGAGGAUGCAGGGGAUCUUUUGCGGCACAUCUACAAAGCCUAUCCACCGAAAAACAAGAGUCACAAGCUCAACGAAUCGCUGCUGAGUGGAGCAAAUCGAAAUGUCAAGAAAGCUCUACGAGAUAGCCUGUUGCAUUAUCACCCUGAUCGACUUCAAGCUAAAAAUCUUGGCAAGAAGUGGGUUGUUCUCUGUGAGGAAAUUACAAAAUAUCUCAACAGAAAAUACGAGGUGUAUAAAUAAACCCCAGACCAGCAAAGGAAUAUAUUUUUGGUCAAUACUAUAGCAAAGGUGUUUAUAUAUCAAAACAUUUUAAGAAUAUUUCUGUGACUUUUUUCAAUAUUCAAAAUCCUAGAAAAAUAGACAAUUAUUUUAAUGUUCUGUUGAUAAAGACCUUUUCAUUA